Ruditapes philippinarum (Manila clam) is the source of this 954-nucleotide messenger RNA. RefSeq lists its product as uncharacterized. Bases 1 to 954 code for a protein of 317 amino acids. The transcript has a single exon. The record is from RefSeq and is a predicted model, not a curated record. Lineage: Eukaryota; Metazoa; Mollusca; Bivalvia; Venerida; Veneridae.
AUGUCUAGUGCUGAGUUUAGCCGUCAUUUUCGUGUUAGUGUGCAUGUAUUCCAGCAUAUUGUUGACAAACUGACCCCAAAUUUGAUCAAAGAAUUUCAUGGAGGCUAUCAACCGGUUUCUGUUGAGACACAGAUUUUUGUAUUUUUGUGGUAUGUUGCUAAUCAAAACAGUCAAAGAGAAAUAGCUUUGCUAUUUGGACUGAGUGAAUGGAGUGUUAAUACAAUUAUUCACAGUGUAGCCCAGUGCAUUUGUGAUAAAAGUGAUUGUUACAUAAAAAUGGCUAAUGCUCAGAGGGAAGUAGAAAUUUCUUAUUCAUUUUAUGAUUCAUGUGGCAUUGAUAACAUAGUGGGUGUAAUAGAUGGCACUCAUAUACCUAUUGUGAAUUGUCCUGGUGGUGAAAAUGAUUAUAUUAACAGGAAAGGAUUUCCAUCGGUACAGUUGCAGUUGGUUGUUGAUGACAAUUUAAUGAUAAUGGAUGCGUAUGUUGGAUGGCCAGGAAGCACACACGAUGCUAGAGUUUUAAGAAACUCUGCAUUCUUCAAUAAUGCAGAAACUGGAAGAGUACUAUCUACCAGAAAAUUCAUCAUUGGGGAUGGAGCAUAUCCACUGAAGAACUGGCUAAUUACUCCAUACCGUGACAAUGGUCACUUAAGAAUCAAUCAAAGGAGAUUUAAUCGUGCCUUAUCGUCUGCUAGACAAUGUGUUGAGAGAGCUAAUGCACUUUUAAAGGGCAGAUUCAGACGUUUGCAGAAAUUGUAUUGUCAUAACAUUGAAGAUAUUUGUAAAGUAGUUCUAGCAGCUUGUGUCUUACACAAUUUAUGUAUUUUAUGUGAAGAUGAAAUUGAACAGUUCAUUGACAUGAAUCAAGCUCAGGAUGUCAACAACUAUCCCAACAUAUUUGCAAACAAUGCAGACGCUGUAAAAAUUCGGGAUACCAUAGCAAAUACUUUGUAA